AUGUCCACCGCCAACUCCGUCAACGACACCCAACUCGGCCUCAGCACCCACGAAGUCCAACUCCUCCGCUACCACCAAACCGCCGCCCUCCAACAGUCCGCCCCCCAAUCCACCUCCUCCCGCGCCGCCUCCGCCGCCUCCUCGCAGGGUCGCCUCCUCCUCGACCCUUCCUCCCUCGCCGCCCUCUCCGCCCACCUCGACCGCGUCAUCCACGAGAUUCAGCGCCGCUGGGCCGCCCUGCACGCGCAGACCCAGCAGGCCACGCAGCUGCAAUACGACCGCGCGGGCAACGUCGUCGGCGACGCGGACGCCGCCAUCGAGCAGUUUCAGCAGCUGUGCGACCAGAUCGAGGAGCUGCAGAUGGAGUUUGAGAAGAUCAAGCGGAUCGGGGAGAUCGUGAAGGGGUAUCGGGCGAGGGUGGAGGCGUUGGAUAGGAGGGUGGGGAGGUAA
Eremomyces bilateralis CBS 781.70 is the source of this 450-nucleotide messenger RNA. RefSeq lists its product as uncharacterized. Gene Ontology annotation, cellular component: BLOC-1 complex. NCBI's taxonomy places the organism in Eukaryota, Fungi, Ascomycota, Dothideomycetes, Eremomycetales, Eremomycetaceae. The transcript has a single exon. Gene Ontology annotation, biological process: endosome organization. The record is from RefSeq and is a predicted model, not a curated record. The coding region runs from base 1 to 450 and encodes 149 amino acids.